Messenger RNA from Cylas formicarius (sweet potato weevil), 1960 nucleotides. RefSeq lists its product as uncharacterized. NCBI's taxonomy places the organism in Eukaryota, Metazoa, Arthropoda, Insecta, Coleoptera, Brentidae. The record is from RefSeq and is a predicted model, not a curated record. The transcript is spliced from 2 exons. The coding region runs from base 725 to 1354 and encodes 209 amino acids.
UUGAUGUUCUUUUUGGGUUCUGAUGCUUCAGGUGGCUUACAUGAGAAUUUAUGCUGCGCGUCGUCACAGUUGUUGCAGUAUUCUACGCGCUGUGAAAUAUAUGUUGAUGCUGAAAUUAUUAUCUACGAAAAAGAUGAGAAACCAAAACAUCAGAUAUUUGAAGAAAUCAAUAUCGUAAACUCGAUCUGUUUCAUAAUGGCGCGACUUUUCAAUUCCAUUAAAAUAUAAUUGCAGUUUCACGAUACAGCAUGCGAAUGAUUGAAAUGAAACAACUAACUGAAAUUGCAAAACUUCUCCUUAUUAUAAAUAAAUGGUAUUUAUCACUUAACUGGUUAUAGAGUUUUUCCUAGAUUAUGACAGUGACUACGCCUAUAGCCCAAAUCGUAGUGAGACCAAAUUGCUCAAAAUUAUGAUGCGUCCCUAAAUCUCAGAAAAAUUUUUAAACCGACGAAAAAAUACGACCAUCAAUCAAGCGGACGUGUUCAUAAAUUACAAUACAUUGUUAAAAAAUCCAAUUUCUUUGGGUUCAUUAAACAAAAUGAUUCACAAAAUCGCAUCAUUAAAGGCCAGUUGAGUAUAUAUGUAUUUUCCUCUCGCGGGAUUUUCCGAAUGGGAAUUCUUUUUUGGUUAAUACACGACCCGUAUUCCGGUAUGGAAGGAAAAUAAAUAAAAUACCGACAGGUGGCAAAUCUGAGUUUAAUCGCCAGGUAGUUCGGUCAGUACCAUGAGGCUGGACGAUCCGUGCAGAAGCUGCAUUGUUUUUUUAAUCGUGUUAAUUAAAUGUUUACUAUCCGAAGGAGUACCCUACGGGAAAAUUGAUGAUGAGUCGAUCAGCAAUCAAAAUGUUCGUCAAGCUUUCAAAGUAUUGUUGAACGAAAACUCCGGUGUUGUGGAAAGUGAAAAAAGGAGUAAUGCAGAAGAACCAAAAAUAAAUGUUCAGCUGAAGAAUUCGCCAUUCUACAGAAGCGGCCUUCAAUAUCGUUAUGACCAUCACCUCCAAAAAGAAAUAACGAAAAAAAACAAAGUAUCCCGUUCAGAAACAUAUGAAGAUUUUCCCGAUUACGACUACUAUGUAUACGAAAUUCCCACUAGAGGCCACAGGAAUAGCGCGCGUAGGAACCCACACGCACCCCAUAAUAACCACAAUUUCUACAGUGAUCCGUUUAACUUUCCGCAGUGCCAUUUUCCUCAUCAUCCGCGACGACCCCAUCCUCAUCCUAGACCAUCUCCACAACCGCCUCCAAGUUCAAGUACAACUACUACCCAGUUACCGCAAAUUGACAUCAGAAAUGGCCGCCUUAUCGACGUACGUAACGAUGGCAAUGGACAAAAUUUUAUAUUUCCCACUGAAUAAAUUGUCCCAUAAUUUAAUAAAACAAAAAAUUGAAUUAGAAUUUCUGGUGUACUCAAUCAACUAAAAAUCUGUUUUGCGCCAGAUGUAGAUUGUCACGUAUGUUUUACAGAGUGUUCACAAAUAUGUUUAUUAUGAUUUAAAAGCGUGUUUAAGAAAGAGUGCCAUGAAUAUUUUUUUUUAUUAAUAUUUCAGAAACAUUACCGAAUAAAGUUUUGAAAAUUUGGUAUCUUUUAAUUUUUGUACGCUAAUCGCAUUCUUCUACUCCCUACCCUAACCUACCUCCUUCCCUCCCUAACCCUAACCUCCCACGCUAACCUAAAAUACCCAGUAAUGCACCCCGUACUUUCGCGACGGAUUUUUAGUUGAUUUGAAUUGCGAAUGGCGUUGUCACUUUUGUUAGAUUUGAUGGUCACGUCACACUCAGUGAAUGUUAUUCGUGCUGUUUUGCAAAAAUCAAUUACAAAAGUCACCUUACUUUUUAAACACACCUCGUAUAUAGGUGAGAGAUAAUAAAUAUAAUGAAUUCAUCCAGGGAUGUUCAGUAAGUACAAAAUCAUUGCUUGAAUGAAAAUUAAAAUGAGGACAAGCAUGAAUACAACUGCAGGU